UAUAUCAAGAGGACUUGCUCCCACCAUGACUAUCACGAAUAGCACUUAUAGUGGUGUCUUUCACUUUAAUUUAUCAAAGCAAGCUAAUCAGCCGGCCUGGUUCAUUAGUAUUCCUAGAGAAACAAUUAUUCAUGAAAAAGUAUAUAGGGGAAUGUAUCAUGUACAGAGAUAAGGGCAGAAUAAGAAGGAAGAAAGGACGAAGGAAGAAUGUAUACAACAGGCAAAUUGAAGGAGAGAGAGAAUAAUAGCAAGUGGUGUCUGUGGUGCAGUUCAGCACCAAGGAAGGCUUUCUAUGUGAGAAAGAUAAAGAUUUUGAAGGACAAAGAUGAGGAGGCAUUUUCUUCUAGGCAUGAAGAAAAUGUCAAUCAAAUAUAUUAGGGUAAGAGAUGAAAUGAGUUUGGAUAGAGUGAACCCAUUUGGAAGGAAAAGAGAAUGCACGAGAUAUUAUCUAAAAUAUUAUUAUAAAAUAUUCUGGAGCUAGAAUGUGGUAUUUGAAGGCAUGGUACUUAGAAGAAGGCAGGAUUAGGACCAAUGGGGUGAAAGUUAUAUGGAUUUUGGUUCAAUGAAAGGAUACUGAACUCUCAUUAGAAUUGUAAAAAUGGUCUUGGGGUUGGACUAGAUGACUUCUUAUGUUACUUCUAAUGGUAGGAUUCUACAAAUGUAAAUUCUGUCCUUAUAGCUUAUCACCUGACUUUAGAAAAUAUGCAUAUGCUCCUCUCUGAAGUGCACUGAUACUGUGGACAAUUGUAGCAGCCCCAAGGGGGAAAUGAUGACCAGAUUACAAGGAAAAAAUUUCCCUUUCAUCAUUUUCUUUUUGAAAUACAUCUAGGAAGAGACAGUAUGGUUUAGUAAAAGGGGCACUAGAUAGAGAAUCAGAAAUAUGUUCAAAUGUUGGUUUUGCCAUUUACCAGCUUUGUGACUUUGUACAUUAUUUUGUACAUUUUUAUAGUCAUAGGAAAUAUUUUAUUUAUUUUUAGUACCUUUAAAUAACAACAGAGAAAGUUACUGUGAAUAUUUGACAAAUGCCAACCAUGAGAGUACUAACCAAAAUUUUUUUACAAAAUGUCAAAUAAUAGAUACCUUAAACAAUCAAUGGACAAUAAAUACAAAAUACCAAACAAUUUCAAAAUCAUGGUAAACUUCAAAAUUAAGAAAAACUAUAUCAAUAUUAUAAUGAAAAUGUUCCUUUUCAUAAUAGGAACUUUGGAGAGAAUUUGGUCCACAUUUCCUAAGUCCAUAGUUUUGAAGUUCAUUAAAAAAAAAAAAAAGCUGUUGACCUCAAGACAAGUUUUCUCUAUUUUUGUUGACCAAUUUUAAAAUCAAAAAAUUUUUAAAUUAAAAAAAAAUGGUUAAAUUUCAUUUUAUUUUCAUCUGCAAAGUCAAAGUACAAGACAAGUAAAUCACAAUCGGAAAAAUAAAGGCAAGGCUUAUUCCAAGGCUAGUUGUUGUUUUUAAUAAUUACUUUUUAAAUAGUAAAAAGGGGACAAUUCUUGAUAUUUCAGGAACCAGUUUUUCAGUCUGUGGAUUAGUCCAGAGGGUGAUAACAGUUUCAUUCACUGUAAAAAAAAAAUCAGGGGGAUUAGAUCAGGUAGAAUCUAAUGCUGUGAUGGUGAACCUAUGGCACAUGUGCCAGAGAUGACAUGCAGAGACCUCUCUGUGGGUCAUGCCAAGGACCCAGUGAGCCUUUCUAUCCUUGGAGCACAGAGUUCACCAGAGUUCUACCUCUCUUCUCUCCCCAAGCCUGACUAAAUCACUGUCCCCCCUUCCUCCAAAUCCAAUGGGAGUGAUUCCUCCUUUUCCUGGGUAGAGAAGGUGGGUGGGUCACAAAGUAGUAUAGGCACAGAAGGUAGAGUCUGUACAAACUUGACUCCCAUGGUGGGGUUUAUAUGGAGUGUGAAAUUAGUGUGCUAUUCUCAAAUAUGUUAGCAAUAUUAAUUUCUCUAAAAUGAAUAGGCCUAGGUCCCCAGUAGGAGCUAGUUAGCAGGUCUCUCCAAGACAGCAUCCCUUACACCAUUCAGAAUACAAUGUCCUCUUAAUUACCUUUGGCCAGAGUGAGACAGAAACAACUUAUGUCUUUACUAUCAGAUGCAACCAGUGUCUUUACUAUACAAAGUAUUUUGGGGAUUUGGAAUGUAUCUUUUGAGUUUGUACUUUAAAAUAUUCAAAACUGUAGUCUAGUGAUUUAGGAAUACAUUUUAUGAGGCUCAGGAAAACACCAUAGUGGCUUGUCAGUGGUAGCCAUCUCCCAUGGGUUUGUAUACAGAAGAAAAUCCUACUUCAACCCUGUAAGAUUUACAUUAAUGUCCAAUACUUCACUUAUUAUUUUUAUAAAGUUUAUUAUCUAAAGAUUAAAAAAGGGCUAAAUUCCAAGCAAAAUAAAUUCUAAGGAUAUACGAAAAUAUUUGCAGUUCUUUUUGAAUUGACAAAGAAUGGGAAUCAGAAGGGCAUGCUUAUAAAUAGGGGGAAGGAUAAAUAAGUCAUAUGGUAUAUGAGUGUGAGUUAGUACUACUGGGUUGAGUGCUUAUCAGCAUCAUGACCAACCAGAAUUCUAGAAGACAAAUGAUGAAAUAUGCUAACCACAUUGUGAUAGGAUUCAGACAGCAGAUUGGGAUGAAUAUUUUUUUGGACAUGACCAAUGUGGAAAUUUAUUCUGACUAUUCACAUCUGUAAAGAGUUUUGUUUUCUUUGUGUUGUCAUUUGUGGGUGAGAGGGUGAGAAAAGAGAUCAUGGAUGAUUAAAACAAAUUAAAUAGUUUAAAAAAAUAAAGUUUAUUAUCUGACAAAAUAGAACCAUGUGACUAAGGUUUUCUAGCUGCUCAAAAAUCCCCACUCCACCAAAGCCACCACAGGAAGGAAAGAGACUAAAAGACAAAACUUCACUCAAUUUAUAGACUAUCUAGUCAGCUCAUAAUCACAAGAAGUUAGUGGGGUGCUGGGAAUCAUAGUUUUGCUGGGGAUCUUAGUUUUUAGGCUAGUAGCCUAGUUUUUAGGGUAACAGAUUCAAAUUACACAACCUUUGACUAUUUGCUAAAAAGGUUAAUUUGGAGGAUAUUCCCUCAGGAGGCUGGAACUAGUUGGGGUGAAUGUGUCAGGAUGAUGUCAUUUAACCAGAGUGUUAUGUUUUCCUAUACCUAAGGGGUUUUCCUGUAAGCUGGGGCAUUUUUGCUUUUUUUUUAUUUUUUCUGGUCACCUUUUUCUUUCUCUCACAAUAAAGCAUUGCAUUUGAAAUGGCUUCCCCAUUCCUUGAAUAGUGGCUAAAGAGGGUGUACUUUGAAAUUUUCGAGGUCCCCUCAAUUUCCACUUCACACAGGUGGGAGAAGAGCUAGAUUUGAGGUAAUCAUAGCUCUGCUCAUAGUGGGACACAUAACUAGAGGGGAGCAGUGCCUGAGACCCUCACCUCUCCCUCUCCCCAAGCCUGACUACAUCACUCAUCCCCCUGCCCAGCAGUCCAAUGGGAGUGCUUCCUCCCUCCUCUGGGUGGAGUAAGGGGGAAAGCUGGGUGUUUCUGACACUCAUUAGAGGGAAGGGGCACAGAAUGUGAUCUCUGGGGGGGUUGGGAUAGGGGCAAGACCUGGCACUCUUAUCUCUAAAAGGUUCCCCAUCACUGGUCUAAGGUGUCCUCUAGCUCUAUAAUACUGUGAUCCUAGAAUUCCUUGAAGAAAGGAAUAAUGACUAAAAGGAAGCCAUAUAUCAUCUAAUUCUAUUGGUGUCUAUACCAUCUAUAGUUUCACUUGUCAGAGGUAAUAUACUUUACUUGUUCACUGAUUUGCUUUUUUUAAAAAUAGAUAUUACUCCAAUAGAGCAAUGGUUUGUUGCUAUUUCACUUCAAGAUGGAUUAUAUACUUAUAUUACUGAAGGAACUCUUCUUGAUCUUCUCCGAGAACCUAUUCUUCAGUGGACUCUUGGGAAAGCCAUUACUAAUGAACAGUUUCAUGAAAUACUUCCCAAUGUGGUAGGGAUUAGGAUGGGAAAAUGUCCCUGUGCUAAUGAUGUGGUGGUAAUUGGUGUCAUAUGUAAUCACAAUGUUCAGGGUAUUUACCUAGGUUUGACUCAAAGUGGAUUUUGGAAUGUGGGUGGCACUACAUGGUACAACUUGACAGAAUAUCUCUGCUCUUUAUAUGAAGACUGCCAAGGUUUUUCAUUUGUGGAUGUUGUUUUAACAAAUCAUUAUUUACUGCUUCUCACUUCACUGGGUCUUUUAGUAAGUUCAGAUCUUCGGUAUCCAAAAGAUCAAUUAACGUUUUCAAGAACAAACUUUUGUGGUUUUGAAAGGGAAGAUUAUGUAAAAGCAAAACUGUGGUAUACUGAAAGAUGUUUUGCCAACAAAGAAGCAUUUGAAGAUGAUUUUGUUUCUGUCACUUUUGAGAAAAACUUGACAUUGAGCCAGACAUCUACUUGCUUCUUUAGUAGAGAUCCAUUUUUUGUCUGGAAUCCUUGCCUAUCUAAAACUAAAAUUAAACAAUCUAAGAAAAAAGUCACACAUACAAUAGUGUCAUGUCUUGUUGAUAAUGAGCAGAAAUCUGUAGUCUACCUUUUUAACACAAAGGAAAGUAUUUCUGUUGCUGUACGGAAUUUGCAUACUGAUUUACCAAGUCCUCUCCUGAAAUUUCCAGUUUUCAAUUUUCCUAAGGACUUUUCUAUUGCCCUUGGGAUGGUUUUCCAUCCCAGAAGUCACUUUCUCUAUGUUUAUGGUAGUCAGGUCUGGCUUUCAACAGAUGGAGGCAACAGUUUCGUGGUGGUAGCUUACAUGACAAAUGAUCCCAUCAAGCAGACCUAUCAUUCUUUUUAUAGUUCAAAGAUUAUUUUUCUUAGUAUGUCUGGAAGAGUUCAUCUUUCAAGGGCAGGAUUGAGAACAUAUACCACAUAUGGGAAAAUAAAACACAGAAUUUCUGAGUUUUACUAUAACCAACUGGGCACUGGAAUUUUAAUUACUCUGAAUAAAUCCGUCUCUGAUUGUAUUCAAAAAUACCCAGCAUUAUCUUUGUCUGCUCUCACAUCGAUUGAUAAUAAUGUAGCAUUUAAAACUGCACUAGCUCCACAGUACCUCACCCUAAAUGAAAUCAUCUUCUUUGCAUAUGUGCCCUUGACAUCACCAAAAAAAGAAGAACUAAAAUUCCAGCAUGUUCAUAUUGGCAAAAAAAUACAAUCAAGGUCAAUUGGUGAUGCUGAUAUAGUGAAGAUUAUGCAUCAUGAUGAACUCAUAGGCUUUCCAAGCUCAGCUAUUGUACAUGUGUCAAAUCCUUUUAAAGUUGAAAAUAAACUGCAAAGUCCUUGUUUAGAAAAUUCCAUUACCAUUGAAAAAGAUAAAGAUCCCUUUUACAGAAUUCAUCUUCUUUUAAAAAAUAAAACAUCUUCGUCUACAUUUAGACGUUCUGAUAUUGAAAAGACAGUGGUAAUACCAGGUUAUUCCAGCUUCCUUCUUGUUCAAUUUAUUGAUAGGCUGAAUGUUUUGGCUCUUUCUACCAUGCCUACUAUUGCGCCUUUUAAUAAGACCUUUAAAGAGAAAGAGUGGUUGCUAUAUGACUUUUCAAUGAAAUUUCAGACCAUGUGGAAAAUUUCUAGAACCCCUUGUAAUUACUGGAUUGAACUUGAAAGUGUUACAACAUCACGAAGUUUUAUCAAAUACAUAGAUCUUGCAAAUCAAUAUACAUUUAAGAUUAAAGUCAUUCCAAGACAAAGCAGAGAUGCUCAGUUAUUUCAAUUACCACUUCUGGAAGUAUUUUCUGGAAGUCGACACAUGAUGGAAAUGAAUUCUUUUGGCUAUUGGGAUAACACUAAUAGUUACAUAUUUGAAUUUCAUGUUUUCAAUAGGAAUAUUAUACAGGGUAUGACUUCAAUUUCUUUCGUAGUCUGGCAGGCAUCAACAGCUUGUGACGUAACCACAAUUGUCUUAACACUGAAGGCCAGCUGUAGUUAUUUCAAAUCCAUGCAAUUUGUUCCUAAUUACAAUAUACCCAAAUCUGCCUGGGAAGAGGGAAUAUAUGCAAAUGAAAAUGGAUUCAAUAUGAUAAAAACUUUGCCGGAUAACUACAGGCCUCCAUCCAAUAUGGGAAUAGCUAUCCCACUCACAGACAACUUUUAUAAUGCUGAUCCCAGCAAGCCAAAGCCAAGAAAUUUAUUUCCUCAGUCAAGAUUUACUGGGAAGUACAAGCAGUGUUUCAACAAGUCCACUCGAGCAGAGUGUAAUUGCAGUAUUGAAGAGAAGAUGUCUUAUGCUCUUACUUUCUCAGACUGUAGAGAAAAGGUUCCUCGGCAUCAGUUUCCUGUUAAUCAUUAUCCUAUCUCUUUGAAAAUCCACAAUGAAAAUUUGAGAAAUAUGCAAAUGGAAGCUCCAUAUUUUGUUACUAUAUCAGAAGUAAAUAAUAGAGGAAGCUGGAAAGUCAAACAUUAUGUGCCUGACGAUAUGAAGAGAUUGAAGAAACAUGUAGAAGGUUUGAUUUUUCGUCCUGUGUAUAACCCCAAAUUCCUCAACCUAAGCAUAACAGGAUCUGAGCUCUUCCAUUUCAGAGUAACAGUUAUUCCUGGAGUCACUUUUUGUGACUUAGCUGAUGAGUUUCAGAUCUAUGUAGAUGAUGUACCAACUGCAUUUCCAGGAAAACCUCUUAUUGCCAGUAUAACAGCUGCAGCUGUAGGGGGGACAAUUUUUUUUGCAUUUCUUUUUGAAUUGUAUAAUGUCCAAGUGUGGACGCCAUUUAAAAACAUGUUUCUGAAGUUGAAAACAGCCUUCCAAAUAAUACGAAAUAGAAAUAGGAUAAGUUAUAGCUGAUAACAGGAAAAGUAAAUACAUACAGGGCAACCAGAAUGAUUUGUUUCUUAAUUAAUUAUAUUCUUUUAAAAUAAUUUAUAACACAUGGCUUUAUAGGUUAAGUAGGUAAAAUAAAUGAUAAUAUUAAAAACUCUUAGGAUUAAAUUAGUUCUUUGAAAAAAUGAUUUAAGAUAUUUAUUUUUAUGAAUUUAACUGUCACACUAUUUGUAAUAUAUUUGAGAAUUGUGCCUAAUUUUUAUUCUUUUUAUUAAUUUUUCCCUCAACAUUAUGCAAUCCCCUCCCCUCCUUUUUUUUUUUUUUGUAAUUUGACUUCUCUUUAUAACACAUUUUUAUUGCUACUCUGAUUUAUUCUGAAAUUACAGUUAUGUGACAUAUUAGUUUGGUCUUAAAAAUUUUAAUCUAGCUUUAACUCCUUGUACUGUAUAUGUUUCCUAAAAAUAUUGAUGAAUUUUAUUUUAAAUAUAUUUUGUAGGUUUUUGCUUAAGAAGUCAGAUUGUGUGCAUUUACUUAAUAUAUAAUUUAUUCAUUUUCUUAUCAUUCUAUACAGUAUAGGAAAGAAAUCAAAU
This is a messenger RNA of Monodelphis domestica (gray short-tailed opossum), 7331 nucleotides long. Lineage: Eukaryota; Metazoa; Chordata; Mammalia; Didelphimorphia; Didelphidae. The record is from RefSeq and is a predicted model, not a curated record.